Molecule: messenger RNA, 578 nt
Organism: Ochlerotatus camptorhynchus
Lineage: Eukaryota; Metazoa; Arthropoda; Insecta; Diptera; Culicidae
Gene: Pfdn1
Product: prefoldin 1
Exons: 2
Coding region: 139-531 (130 amino acids)
Biological process (GO): protein folding
Cellular component (GO): cytoplasm; prefoldin complex
Molecular function (GO): protein folding chaperone
Source: RefSeq, a predicted model, not a curated record
UAUCGCGUUGACUUCGCCGAAAAAGUACAGAUUUUCUGAUUUCCGAACACAUGCACGGAUUAAAGCCGAAUUAUUCAUAAACAGUUCAAUUUAAUCGACAGUUUCCUGUUAUAAAGCUAAUAACGCCACAAAAUAAACAUGGAUUUGGAAUUGAAAAAGGCCUUUACCGAGAUGCAGAUGAACAAAAUCGAAUCCACCAAGAAAAUCCGUUUGUUGGACAUGAAGACCGAUAGCCUGAAGGUGUCGAAACAGCGAGUUGAGCUUACAAAUAAGGAAGUCUCCCAUCUUAAUACCGAUACCAAAGUUUACGCUUCGGUUGGUCGAAUGUUCGUGCUGUCAAAUGUGCCUUCAUUGACGUCGGAGAUGAAAACCAAGCAAAGUAACUUCGAAGAGAUGAUCGGCCAAUGUGAAAAGAAUAAGGAGUUUUUGUUGAAAAAUCUCAAAGAACAGGAAGACAGCCUAAGGGAAUUGGUACAACAAAAAAGGACAGAAUCUACAGCGAAGGAAAACGGAACCGAUACGAAGGAGUGAUGCUAGAAUUUAAGUUCAGAACCAUUAGAGGAUGCAUUUCGGAUGAU